Messenger RNA from Cladophialophora bantiana CBS 173.52, 456 nucleotides. RefSeq lists its product as uncharacterized. The record is from RefSeq and is a predicted model, not a curated record. The coding region runs from base 1 to 456 and encodes 151 amino acids. The transcript has a single exon. Lineage: Eukaryota; Fungi; Ascomycota; Eurotiomycetes; Chaetothyriales; Herpotrichiellaceae.
AUGUUUUCCUCGAUAGCGAGAGUGUUGGCGGGCAACCAGACUACUUCUUGGAUAUACGAGGGCAAUGGCGAUUCCCAUUUCCCAGGACCGCUGGAGACUACGAGGUCAGAUUCAACGUCAUCGGACGUUGCUGAGCACAUGAUCUCGUUUCUCAAAGUGCCCGACAUAUUGGAAGGCGUUUCGGCCAGUCUGGCACAUCUCAUGCUGCAGCAACUCGGCGAGAAGGUCACUGGCCACCCUGGGCGGCAGGUACUCUAUGUUGAGAUCAGAUGGGUCUGGUUGGUGCUGCCCUUGAUGGUAGAGACUGUCGGCAUCAUAUUGCUAUUCCUGACGGCGUGGGUAACUCGGGAAAAGAAGACGCCUCUAUGGAAGGAAUUGUCGCUUGCAUUACUUUUUCACGGACUGGACGAGAGGAUCUCAAACAAGGACGUGCCAGGACGGCUGCAAGCGGUAUGA